Molecule: messenger RNA, 984 nt
Organism: Naegleria gruberi
Lineage: Eukaryota; Heterolobosea; Eutetramitea; Acrasida; Naegleriidae
Exons: 3
Coding region: 1-984 (327 amino acids)
Source: RefSeq, a predicted model, not a curated record
AUGGAUCCAGUUACAUUGACAUGUGGAGUUGCAGGUUUAGGAUUACUUGCUUUAGGUAAACAUUUUUUUAAUGGAGGAUCUGUCUCUUCCGAAUUACUUUCACAUACCAACUUGAGUGGUAAAGUAAUUAUAGUUACUGGACCAUCAGUGGCUGGUAUUGGUUAUGAAGCUGCUAAUUUGUUCUAUUCCAAGGGAGCUACUGUUAUUUUGGCUUGUAGAAGUUUAAGUUCAGGUGAACAAGUACAACAAGAAAUUUUAAAUCAACAAAAAACAUCCAAGACUGGAUCUGUACAAGUUAUGAAAUUAGAUUUGGCUGAUUUAGCAAGUGUCAAGUCAUUCUGUGUUGAUUUUAUUGAAAAAUAUGACAGAUUGGAUGUUUUAUUGAAUAAUGCUGGUAUUAUGAUGACACCUCAUGGUGUUACAAAGCAAAAUGUUGAACUUCAAUUUGGUACAAACCAUUUAGGCCAUUUCUUAUUAACUAAAUUAUUGAUUGAUUUAAUUAAGAAGAGUAAUGGACGUGUUAUUAGUGUUUCAUCAAGAGCUGGUGAACAUGGAUUUUGUUCAUUUGAUUUAAACACUUUGAAUAAUGAAUGUAAGGAAGUUAAAACUGAAAGAUUAUAUGGACGUUCAAAGUUCAGUAACAUGGUAUUUACACGUAAAUUGGAAAGAGAAUUUAGAUCUGAUCCAAAUACUACUGCAACUGCUUAUUCUUUGCAUCCUGGUGUUGUUCGUACUAGACUUUGGAGAGAAUUGAAUCCUCUCUAUUUCCUUGUAUCCUAUCCAUUCUGGUGGUAUGGAACCAAGUCAGCAUGGCAAGGAAGUCAAACUUCGAUCUAUCUUUCAAUUGCUCCUACCAGUGAAUUACAAGGAGGACACUAUUAUGCUGAUUGUAAAUUGGAUAAGGAUAAUCAAUUUGCUGUUGAUGAAGAAUUACAAGAUCGUUUAUGGGCAUCAUCUCUAGAAUUGUGUAAAAAUUAUUUGUAA